Messenger RNA from Pseudogymnoascus verrucosus, 1418 nucleotides. RefSeq lists its product as uncharacterized. Gene Ontology annotation, cellular component: U2-type catalytic step 1 spliceosome. The coding region runs from base 227 to 997 and encodes 256 amino acids. Gene Ontology annotation, biological process: mRNA splicing, via spliceosome. Lineage: Eukaryota; Fungi; Ascomycota; Leotiomycetes; Thelebolales; Thelebolaceae. The transcript has a single exon. The record is from RefSeq and is a predicted model, not a curated record.
CCAUCCUCACCCACUUCGACCGGAGUUAUACUUCAUCGCAAAGCCUCAUAUUCUCUUGGCUUUAUUCACCACCGAAUCCGCAAACUGACAUACGGAUCUCGCGCGCCGACAGUGCCAAUCAUCCUCCUACAAGGCGGAGGCGAAUUCGAAAAAUCAUCAACGACCCGGCGCAGACAUCGCAUAAUACAACCUCCUCCCCAGAUCUAAACUCUUCUCAGCCGUCAAGAUGUCUGAGCGCAAAGUUCUCCAGAAAUACUACCCCCCGGAUUUCGAUCCCAGCAAGAUCACCAGGUCGAGAGGCCCAAAGGCACCAGGUCCCAAAGUCCAAACCGUCCGCUUGAUGGCUCCCUUCUCCAUGAAGUGCAUUGCAUGCGGCGAAUAUAUCUACAAAGGCCGCAAGUUCAACGCGCGCAAGGAAACGACGGAGGAGAAAUACCUCUCUAUAACCAUCUUCCGGUUCUACAUCAGAUGCACGCGGUGCUCUGCCGAAAUCACUUUCAAAACCGACCCGAAGUCCCUCGACUACACAUGCGAGCGCGGCGCAAAGCGAAAUUUUGAGCCCUGGCGCCAGGGCAGUCUGAAGGAGGAGACAGAGGAGGAGCGCCUGGAUCGCCUUGAGGCAGAGGAGGCAGAGAAGGAUACAAUGGAGGAGUUGGAGGCGAAGACGCUGGAUGCCAAGACGGAGAUGGCUGUCGCCGAUGCGCUCGAUGAGAUUAGGACACGGAAUGCACGAUUUGAGCGCGUGGGUGGUGGAGAGGCGAGCGGUGUGGCUGCGAAGCCAGAAGUUGAUGAGAGCGUGGCUGCCCAAGAACUUGCGGAUGAGGAGGCGGCGAAGCGCGCGUUCCAGGCUAGGGCUGAGGAAGCAGCUGGGAGGAUAGUGGAAGAGGAUACGGCUGUCCCAGAGAAGGCGGCGGUGCCGACGUUUGCGCGGACUGUGAAGAAGAAGAAAGAUCACGGUGCUUUAUUGGGCAUCAAGAGGAAACCGAAGUUGGUGUGAGGGUUCUAUGGACGUCCAUGAAAUUGGACAAGAAGUCACAUAGAUACCGUUAUACGCAGUGAUCAAGGUUCUAUGCCAUUAUGAACAACAGCUUUGCAAUGAUGGCUGGCUAGCCUCUAUCCCUUCCGAUUAUAGCGGCAAAGCAUCAACGAGAAUAACCUCGUCAGGCAGGAAACAUAGGAGCGGAUUCAACAGCACGCGGUAGCAGGGACGGUGGAAGGGAAGCAUUUCCAAUCCUUUCCCCUCUCCCACACUCGAAAGGCAGUCCAGGAAGCACCAGUGGGGUUGGGCAGAGAAGAAUCCAGUGAUCGGAAUGUAGGUAGUCUAAUCUUCCACUCAACUCCAUUUGAAGAUGGAACAUAGAUACCCAAAUUAAAUGUAUAUAUAUAAUCACAGCCUUAAAUAGAGCUAGAAUCCUCGG